Molecule: messenger RNA, 2409 nt
Organism: Camellia sinensis
Lineage: Eukaryota; Viridiplantae; Streptophyta; Magnoliopsida; Ericales; Theaceae
Product: protein KINASE OF THE OUTER CHLOROPLAST MEMBRANE 1-like
Biological process (GO): protein phosphorylation
Molecular function (GO): ATP binding; protein kinase activity
Source: RefSeq, a predicted model, not a curated record
CUGUCAUUCCCCUCGCUCGUUCGUUCGGAUUCCAAUUCACGUUUCUUGUUCUUGUUCUUGUUCUUCUUCUCUCUCUCUCCCUCUCUCCCCUUGUAAUCUCUCUCAUGAAUUUGCUUUCAGGUACUGACAGCUUCACCUGAACUCUGAACGAUCUACCAAUUCGUCGAAAUUUCAGUUCCUUCACUGACCUCGUUCUUUCUUUCUACCACUAAGUUUUCUCUGGGAGGAAGAAUGGCUGGAAAAGUUAUUGGCAAACGACAGAUGGCUUCCUUUGAUUUUGAGCUUAUUGAAGGUGAUGUUGGUCAAAUAAGGACUGUUGAAGCAUCACCAAACCAGAUUAGUCCAUGGAUUGACCCUGCAACAAUAAAACUGAGACACAGAAUUGGGAGGGGUCCUUUUGGUGAUCUAUGGCUAGCAACUCAUCAUCAAGCAACUGAAGAUUAUGACGAGUAUCAUGAAGUGGCUAUCAAGAUGUUGCAUCCAAUUAAGGAAGAUAAUGUUAAGGUUGUAUUAGAUAAGUUCAAUGAUUUGUUUUCUAAAUGUCAAGGCUUAAAGGGUGUUUGUUGGUUGCAUGGCAUUUCGAUUAUUAGUGGAAAGAUAUGUAUUGUCAUGAAAUACUAUGAGGGAUCAGUUGGUGACAAAAUGGGUAGCCUUAAAGGGGGAAAACUCUCAUUGCAUAAUAUUUUGAGGUAUGGGAUGGAUUUGGCUCAGGGAAUUAUGGAACUGCAUUCAAAAGAGAUUUUAGUUCUUAACCUCAAACCUUUUAAUUUCCUUUUGAAUGAAAAUGAGGGGGCAGUUCUUGGAGAUUUAGGGAUUCCUUAUGUGUUGCUCGGAAUUCCAUUGCUAAGUUCAGAUAUGGCUCGAAGACUUGGAACCCCAAACUACAUGGCUCCAGAGCAAUGGCAACCAGAAGUAAGAGGUCCAAUAUCCUUUGAAACUGAUUCAUGGGGGUUUGGUUGCAGCAUUGUGGAGAUGUUCACUGGAAUUCAGCCUUGGCGUGGAAAGUCUGUGGAUGAAUUAUAUAACUUAGUUGUUAAAAAACAAGAGAAACCACAAAUUCCCAGUGGCCUUCCUCCUGCUGUUGAGAAUGUCAUAAUUGGGUGUUUUGAGUAUGACCUCCGAAGUCGUCCUGUGAUGGCAGACAUCCUACAUGCUUUUAAAAGCUCUCAGAAUGCAGUUCUUCAGGAUGGAGGCUGGACAGGUCUCACUAGUAGAACAAUAAUAGACAAAUCAAGUGGCAGUGGAUACACAGAGUGGUUUCUUUCAAAAGAUCAACUCCAAGUGGGGGACAUGGUACGGUCCAGGAAGCCAUCUAACUCAUGCAAACAUGAAAACAUGGAUGUUCCAGAAGGGACUAUAGUUGGUUUAGAACGUGACGCAGAUCAAAAUGGGUUUGUUUUAGUUCGGGUCCAUGGGAUCCACGACCCAAUAAGAGUUCAUGGAUCUACAUUGAAGCGGGUCACAUUUGGUUUGGCAGCAGGGGAUUGGGUACGUUUGAAGGAGGAAGACAAGAAGCACUCACCGGUGAGUAUUCUUCAUUCGAUCCAUCGCGAUGGAAGUGUUGCUGUUGGGUUUAUAGGAGGGGAGACCCUUUGGAAGGGUACUUACUCAGAGCUCCAGAUGGCAGAAUCGUAUUGUGUGGGCCAGUUCGUGAGGCUGAAAUCGAAUGUUUUUAGCCCUAGAUUUGAAUGGCCUCGAAAAGGAGGUGGUGAAUGGGCCACUGGAAGGGUUUGUCAGAUCUUACCAAAUGGGUGCCUUGUUGUCAGGUUCCCAGGAAGAUUGACAUUUGGAGAUGAAACCAGCAGCUUCCUGGGUGUGGAAGUUGUUUCUUUUAAUACUUGUCCAGAUAUGAUUAAGAAGUAUCAACAUCUUGAAGAUUUUCACUGGGCUGUGAGGCCUCUUUUGAUUGCAUUGGGUCUAUUCACUGCCAUGAAACUCGGACUUUUUGUUGGGAAGAAAAUGGGAAGGUCAAAGGUGAGGAAGCGAAACAAGGUUGUGAUGCUAACUGACAGUCAACACAUGGAUGGACAGAGUGUUGGCAAUGCGGCAUGGCUUCCUCCAAAAGUAGCAAACAUUUUUAGAGAAGGGGUCAGUGCAACUACCACUCGGUAAUCAUCAAGCAUCUGCCAAAAGCUUUCCACUGAGAUUUGUUGACCUAACUUGGAAUUCGAUGAAGCUAUAUUUCGGAUCUGGUAAGAACUGAAACUCUCUGCAAAGUAAUCUCAUAUGUAAAUAGAUGGAUGAUUGUUUGUUUAAUUACUGCUCUAAGGUGUAUAUACGUUUAAUCAGUGACUUUUGCUGUAAAGAUGUUUAUUUGCUAUGUCUUAUGUCUUUUUUUUAUUACAAUCAAAGAAAUCUUAAGUUGAUACUUGACAGAAUUGUGUAUGAGAAUGGGUUUUGUUUCUGGCA